Messenger RNA from Trichoderma harzianum CBS 226.95, 339 nucleotides. RefSeq lists its product as hypothetical. Bases 1 to 339 code for a protein of 112 amino acids. The record is from RefSeq and is a predicted model, not a curated record. The transcript is spliced from 4 exons. NCBI's taxonomy places the organism in Eukaryota, Fungi, Ascomycota, Sordariomycetes, Hypocreales, Hypocreaceae.
AUGUCAGGGUACUCCAAAGUCGGCACAUCUGGUGUUUAUGAGGCAGGUGACCAGAGAAAUGUUGCGAGAUCCGAGAUGCCGCAAGCAGAGAAAUACAACGAGGGUCAACACGCAUCACACAUUGGACUCGAUUCAAAGGAUCAACGCUCUAUAAAGAACAGGCUGGCCGCGGAAGAGCGGAGAGAAGAGCCUGAAGAUGACCUUGAGACGUCUUUAUCGAAGAAGGACCCAACACUACCAGCCAAGAUGCAUGGCAAUGAACCAUCGAAGGGGGCCAAAGUAGACGCUGAACUAGCGGCAGAUGAGGAAGAGUAUCUCAGACGGAAGGGCAAGGCUUAA